CUCGUCUGUGCAGACAACGCUCAUGCUAUGCAGAGCGUCGAGACCGUGAUGCCCAUGCAAGUCCAUGCGAAGAUAACCCACCGAGCUGGAUAUGGCUCGCAAUCUCUGGCCGGUAGAGGACCCGCGGUUGCGCUACCGGCGGCAUCAAAGACGAGGAAUAUCCAAUUCGCCCAUCUACUCAGUGCCCGCCCCCCUGCAGAACGCGAAUAUAAAGAGCGGCACUGCUGCCAGACGAUGCCAACAGCCUCUCGCCUCGUUUCUCUGACGUUCGGACAACCCGUACAACCACAACACAACUGCGAUGAGCUUCUGCAAGGAUUGCGUUCGUGGCGUUCGAUGGGAGGGUACCCCUGAGGGGAAGAUUGAGAAGAUUAAUGGCGUCGACGCAUAUGUCGCUACGCCCGCGCAGGACUACCCGAAAGACAAGGUCCUUCUGCUCCUCACCGACAUCUUCGGCGUCCCGCUCGUCAACACUCAGCUCCUCGCCGAUGAUUAUGCCGCUAAUGGCUUCCGGACCGUUAUUCCCGACUACUUGAAUGGCGAUCCAGCACCCGCGAAUGCGAUGGCGCCCAACAGCGGCUGGAAUGUACAAAACUGGAUACCGAAUCACGGCCCCGAGCAGACGCGCCCGCCCCUUGACAAGGUCAUCGCCGGCCUGAAGGAGCAGGGCGUCACUACCUUCGGUGCCGUCGGCUACUGCCUUGGUGGCCGCUACGUCUUCGACCUCGCCUUCGACGGCGUCAUCAAGGCCGCCGCCGUCGCGCACCCCUCGCUUCUCAAAGUCCCCGAAGACAUUGAGAAGUACGCCCAGACGAACGUGCCGUUGCUCGUCGAGAGCUGCGAGACGGAUAUGAUGUUCCCGCCGGACCUCCAGGCGAAGACGGACGCGAUUCUGGGCGAUGGGAAGUUCGCGCCCGGCUACAGGCGUGACUAUUGGCCUGGGUGUACGCACGGCUUCGCGAACCGCGGCGACGGGAGCAUCCCGGCCGUAAAGGCGGGGAAGGAGGGCGCGUUCAAGGCUGUGGUGGAGUGGAUGGCGACCCAUCUGUAGAUUUGAAAAGCAGUGAAGGAUCUUAUUUACGAUGAUACGAACGAAUUUCCUGU
Messenger RNA from Schizophyllum commune H4-8, 1104 nucleotides. Its product is annotated as alpha/beta-hydrolase. NCBI's taxonomy places the organism in Eukaryota, Fungi, Basidiomycota, Agaricomycetes, Agaricales, Schizophyllaceae. The record is from RefSeq and is a predicted model, not a curated record. Gene Ontology annotation, molecular function: hydrolase activity. The coding region runs from base 302 to 1051 and encodes 249 amino acids. The transcript is spliced from 5 exons.